UCUUUCUGAGCCACCGUACCUCAGCAGCGGUCUGUGUGUUUCUGUGCUGCGGAAAUGAAAAUAUUCCCCUGAAAUUCAUCACCAACAACCAGGAUAUUUAACUAAGAGCAGUGUUAAACUGCUGAAAGAGGUGAAGCAGAAGCCGUCCUGAAGAAUCUCCAGAACACACAGAAAUUGUUGCAUUUAACAGACAAAUGAAGCCAAGUCCCGACAUGGAGAAACAUCAGCACUCUGUCAAGAGUUUUACUAAACAGAGUCAUCUCAAAAAACACCAGCGCAUUCACACAGGAGAGAAACCGUAUCACUGCUCAGACUGUGGGAAGAGUUUUACUAAACAGAGUGAUCUCAAAAAACACCAGCGCAUUCACACAGGAGAGAAACUGUAUCACUGCUCAGACUGUGGGAAGAGUUUUACUGAACAGAGUACUCUCAAAAUCCACCAGCGCAUUCACACAGGAGAGAAACCGAAUCACUGCUCAGACUGUGGGAAGAGUUUUACUAAACAGAGUCAUCUCAAAAUACACCAGCGCAUUCACACAGGAGAGAAACCGUAUCACUGCUCAGACUGUGGGAAGAGAUUUACUCAACAGAGUGAUCUCAAAAUACACCAGCGCAUUCACUCAGGAGAGAAACCGUAUCACUGCUCAGACUGUGGCACAAGUUUUAAUCAACUGGGGACUCUCAAACUGCAUCAGCGCAUUCACACAGGAGAGAAACCGUAUCACUGCUCAGAGUGUGGGAAGUGUUUUACUCAACAGAGUCAUCUCAAAAAUCACCAGCGCAUUCACACAGGAGAGAAACCGUAUCACUGCUCAGACUGUGGGAAGAGUUUUAAGCAACAGAGUCAUUUCAAAAUACACCAGCGCAUUCACACAGGUGAGAAACCGUAUCACUGCUCAGACUGUGGGAAGAGUUUUACUGAAAAGGGUACUCUCAAAAAUCACCAGCGCAUUCACACAGGAGUGAGACCAUAUUACUGCUCAGAAUGUGGGAACAGUUUUACUCAGCAGAGUCAUCUCAAUAAACACCAGCGCAUUCACACAGGAGAGAAAACUGUCCCAAAUUUGUCUCACGGCAAUUAAAAUCUUUUGGACAGAACACCUUAAUCCUACAUGUUCCACCAGAAACAAACAUUAACUGAUUUUAACAAUGGAUUUUACAGGUUCAGCAAAAUGAAUCUUAUCCAGCAAUCACGUUUAUUGAAUUCCAUGUUGUGUUUUCUCGUAUGUUUGAUAUUUCAGGACAUUCUUUGUGAGACAGAGCUCAGUUUUUAGGGUAGUUACGGUAAGAGUUCAGUUCUGGAGAAGGGAAGGUCAUUCGAAUGAGGGCACUGUCAAGGAUUCAAGGAGAUUUUAUUGUCAUUCGCAUCACAUGUGAAUCAGAAACACUCAUCCUCAGCCGCAGCAGAUCAAGCUUGUUAUCCAAAGAGCGGAAGUUGGGUCAGAACUGACGUAAAAACAGCUCAAAAUAGGGUGUUAGCUAGGAGCGUGAGAAGCCGCUGCACUACUGUGCGUCGCCAUCUUGCAUCUUACAUUCAGUGCUUGCACCAGAUGUUAGAUUAGCAUAACUUAGCCUUUAAAAUGUAGAUGUCGUAGUUUUUAGGAGUAAAGUAGGAUUCUUAGCUUGCAACUAAAUGUUUAGGACCAAACCUAUAACCUAAGGUCCAUCCAUAUGAAAGGAGAAGGGGAAAACGCCACCAGAGCCACAGAGAGACGACACUGUGCUGGGUACUGCCGUGUGGACCGGAGGAGCAUCCAGACUCUGCAGAGAGGCCAAAAAAAAUCCUUUCCAGAGGUUAAAUAAAACGCUCUAGCCGUAGUUCUCUUACUGAAAUCCACCCACUCCAGACUUGUGUAGGUUGCGGGCUCAUUCAUUCCCUCUGAUGGUGUUCUCGUUUGUCUAUGGUUCAGUCGUUCUGAUUAAAAAUCUGUUACCAUAGAGGGAUAUAGAGGUAUAUUUGGUUGCUGUAUUACUCAGGCUAUAUACUCUUAUCCUUUCCUUAUUGGAUAUCAUAUCUUGCUUAAUGUUUUUUUUGUGAUCUCCAAAGUUUCUAAGAACAUCCAAAUUUUUUUUUUCUUUUUUUUUAUCCAGUACCAACUAUUAUGUUUGUAUUGCUUCACUUCUAUAUUUUCU
Astyanax mexicanus (Mexican tetra) is the source of this 2133-nucleotide messenger RNA. RefSeq names its product zinc finger protein 239-like. Bases 195 to 1082 code for a protein of 295 amino acids. Gene Ontology annotation, molecular function: RNA polymerase II cis-regulatory region sequence-specific DNA binding; DNA-binding transcription factor activity, RNA polymerase II-specific. Gene Ontology annotation, biological process: regulation of transcription by RNA polymerase II. NCBI's taxonomy places the organism in Eukaryota, Metazoa, Chordata, Actinopteri, Characiformes, Acestrorhamphidae. The record is from RefSeq and is a predicted model, not a curated record. The transcript has 3 exons.